Messenger RNA from Mus pahari (shrew mouse), 821 nucleotides. Its product is annotated as filaggrin-2-like. Gene Ontology annotation, molecular function: calcium ion binding. NCBI's taxonomy places the organism in Eukaryota, Metazoa, Chordata, Mammalia, Rodentia, Muridae. The record is from RefSeq and is a predicted model, not a curated record. Bases 36 to 821 code for a protein of 261 amino acids. The transcript has a single exon.
AGAAUCCAGAUGACCAAGACAUUGCUGAAGUCUUCAUGCAAAUGCUAGAUGUGAACCACGAUGACAAACUAGAUUUUGCUGAGUAUUUAGUACUGGUGCUGAAGUUGGCAAAAGCAUAUUAUGAGGCAUCCAAGGAUAAAAGAUUCCAAACACAUGGAUCAAAGAGGAGAAGUAAACAUGACUAUAAAGGACUAGAAGAGGAGGGAGAAGAAGGAGAAGAAGAGAGUCUUAGACAGAAGCAUGGUGGAACUGAUGGGAAGAGAAAAGGUGACAGAACGAGAAGCCCAAAUGGAAGAAGAGGGAAAAGACAUGGAUCAAACAGUAGAAAUGACGGCAGAGAUACACACAGGAGAGAAACAGAAAAACACAGGCACCAACAUGACUCAAAUAGAAAGCAAAGGGCUGGUUCUGAUUCCACAGAAAGAAAAGGCAACAGAAGUAAAAAACACAGACAGCCAAAAGACAAAAAUUAUGAUGAAAUCUAUGACAAUAGAAAAUGCAAUAAAGACUGGGAGGCAAGCUACAAACACUGUUACCAUAUAUCAGAGAAUGUUACAUUAGAGCAAAAAGAGGGAAGCAGAAGAAACAGAACAGGCUCCCAGAGCAAGCCCGAGUCCUCCCAUCAUCAGGGAGGCCUCUGGGCUUCGACCUGGACUCCAGAAUGGUCUUCGCUGUCACUGGACUGGCUGGAGCUGGGCUCCCGGGGUCUGUCCUUCCUGGAUGAGUUGUGCCCGGAGCCAUCGGUAUACUGUCCUCUUCCUUCUGAGCCCGAUCUUGCGCUGACCCGUGGUGAGUCGGCCUGGUGUGCACUGGAUCUGUAA